Messenger RNA from Onthophagus taurus, 719 nucleotides. Its product is annotated as Cuticular protein 57A. Gene Ontology annotation, cellular component: extracellular matrix. NCBI's taxonomy places the organism in Eukaryota, Metazoa, Arthropoda, Insecta, Coleoptera, Scarabaeidae. The record is from RefSeq and is a predicted model, not a curated record.
GUAGAGGAAAGAGCUGAAAUUCGUGACACACAAGAAACCACUUUCACUUGAAACGACUUCCACGUUAAAGAAAAAACCUGUUUAAAUCUCCUUUUACUAUCAACUAAACGCAGUAAAGUUUGAUUUAAAAUGGCUAAAUUAAUAUUUUUGGUAUUAAUUUUCGGUUCAUUCUCUUCAAUAAGCUGCGAUAUCUCCGAAUUAUUACCACCUUUAAAAGAGAGUGAAGCCCCAAAAACACCCUACGCGUUCGGUUACGCCGCUGGGCGUUAUCCAGGUCAUAUUGACAGAACUCAUUCCGAAAUUAGUGAUGGUAACACGGUACAAGGUUCGUUUUCCUAUGUUGACCCAAACUACAAAAUACGCACGGUUAAUUAUGUCGCUGAUGAACACGGCUUUCAUCCCAACUCCAAUUUCGCGGGUGCUGAAGACACCCAAGCUGUGGCUUACGCCAAACAAAAACAUUUACAAGAUUUUAAUAACAUAGCGUACGCCCAUCAAACUGGGAAUGUCCCGAUUCCGGGGCAAACCCAAGCUUAUUUAAACGUUGCCCAAAAACACAACGAUCUUUAUCAAAAGAUUGCGGAGGAACAUGCUCGAAUCGCCGCCGAGCGACAAUCUGAAGUUGCCACUAAUAAUUAUAAGUUUUAACUUAACGGGUUUAUUAUGUAACGAUGUAUAAAUUAAAAAAGGAUUUUUAUUUAAUCCUAAUGAUCGAAUAA